This is a messenger RNA of Sardina pilchardus (European sardine), 5357 nucleotides long. It is a transcript of the gene edem3, whose product is annotated as ER degradation enhancer, mannosidase alpha-like 3. The transcript has 20 exons. Gene Ontology annotation, molecular function: mannosyl-oligosaccharide 1,2-alpha-mannosidase activity; calcium ion binding. Gene Ontology annotation, cellular component: membrane; endoplasmic reticulum. Bases 1245 to 3992 code for a protein of 915 amino acids. Gene Ontology annotation, biological process: carbohydrate metabolic process; mannose trimming involved in glycoprotein ERAD pathway; endoplasmic reticulum mannose trimming. The record is from RefSeq and is a predicted model, not a curated record. NCBI's taxonomy places the organism in Eukaryota, Metazoa, Chordata, Actinopteri, Clupeiformes, Clupeidae.
CCGGUGUUGUAUCAGCUAUCUUGAGUAUGCCGCUGGGCUAAUGUGAGGGGGCUCAUGGUUUUGUUAAUUGACCAGCAACUAAGGAUGCCUAAUAAAACCACAACAUUUCGCUCGAACAAAGCCAUAUGAUGCCUUGUAGACUAGCUUUCAUCCAUAUGUUUUGGAUCUCGUUUCGAUAACGUUAAAAGGAGAGGGACGUUGCUGUGCUUCAAACAGCUGGUUGAGAGAAGCUGUCACUGAAAGGAGGAAAUAACACGAUAAACAUAAGUUGGAGAAACUGAAGGAUCAUCUGGACUGUAGAUCGGACAAGACUGGAAAGUCGUCGUUCAACAGAAAGGACAGAAACCCACCUCUGUUUUCGGUUUUGGAUACAAAAUGGGCAAGCUAGCUCGGUAGCUAAAGGUUAAUGGCCAAACAGUGUUAGCCUGGAACUAGCUCGCUACCUGUCUUAUGUGUUUGUGAUGUAUAUGGCUAACUGGCUUAUAGUUGUCAUUAGCUAAUGCCAGGAAUGUUGUGGGAAAACCUUUGCUGUUUACGUAAUUAGAUUAUUAGAUUACAAGAUUUUGUUCGGCUAUCCUAACUUGUUCGUGCCAUUGUCACAUUGCGUGUUUUUUGUAUUGAGACAAACGUCAGGUAACGUCUUUUUGCUGAACUGGACACGUAAGUCAUAACGAACAAUAGCGGCAUUUUACGAUACUGAAUUACCAACUUUUUUGUGAAAGCAGUGUUUUCAUCUUAAUUCAACACCUCUUACCUUAUCAGACAAGGUGAUUUUGGUAGCACGUAACCUGUGUCUGCCAACGUGUCAUGUUUACAAAAGAUAUGCUGCUGCAUCUGGCAAUCUGUCAGUGACUGGGUGUGACAAGGAAACCUGUGAGGUAAUUUAUUUCUUUGAGAGUUUCAGACACUUGGGCUGACAAGGCACUUGCCUAUUGUGUUUACCUCCAAGCUGAUCGGUCAGUUUCUAGAUUCGUAGAGGGACAAAACACGUUGUCUGUCACAGUUUUACACAUUGGGUACACUCAGAAUGCCCAAGAAAUUGCUGAGAGUCUAGUUCUGUCGUUGGAUCUGGGAAUUUUGGUUUCUGAACGAUGGACCACAUAUGGAGGAUGGUGAUGCAAUGGAGGCAUAUAUGCUGAAAUUGCUGAAUACUCUUAGUGUAGCUUUGCCUCAGUGAGAGUUGGUGCAUUCACUAGCAGAAUGGAAGGCUGCAGUCUGCCUUGAUACGUUUGGUUACUGUAACCAUGUGGACUCUGGGGCAAUCCUGCUCUGCAUCCAUGAAGAUUUCAUGGCUGCCACUGCUGCUACUGGCCUUCCUAAGGCCAGUCCACUGCAUGUCUCGGGAUGAGAGACAUAAAUUAAGGGAUCAGGUGGUUGAGAUGUUUGACCACGCUUAUAGCAGUUACAUGGACCAUGCGUACCCAGCUGAUGAGCUGAUGCCGCUGACGUGCAGGGGGAGGGUGCGUGGGCUGGAGCCCAGCAGAGGAGAUGUGGACGACGCGCUGGGGAAAUUCUCCCUCACGCUCAUUGACACACUGGAUACUCUGGUGCUUUUGAACAAAACUGAGGAAUUUGAAGCAGCUGUGAGAAGAGUCCUGUCUGAUGUGCGGCUGGACAAUGACAUUGUGGUGUCUGUCUUUGAGACCAACAUCCGGGUGCUGGGGGGACUGUUAGGGGGCCACUCCAUGGCUGUGAUGCUGAGGGAAGGGGGUCGUCACAUGCUGUGGUACCGCGAUGAGCUCCUCCACAUGGCCAAGGACCUGGGGCUCAGGCUCCUGCCUGCCUUCAACACCAGCAGUGGGCUGCCUUACCCAAGGGUGAACCUGAAGCAUGGCGUUCGCGGCCCGGAGACUCGCACCGGGACGGAAACAGACACAUGCACGGCGUGCGCCGGGACCAUCAUCUUGGAGUUCGCCGCCCUCAGCCGAUUCACCGGGGACCCCAUAUUUGAGAAUCAUGCCAGAAGGGCUCUGGACUUCCUGUGGGAGAAGAGGCAGAGGAACAGCAACUUGGUGGGGACCACCAUCAACAUCCACUCAGGGGAGUGGGUGCGGCGAGAUAGUGGCGUAGGAGCGGGCAUUGACUCAUACUAUGAGUACCUGCUGAAGGCCUACAUUCUCCUGGGAGAUGACCUCUUUCUGCAGCGCUUUAACAUACACUAUGCCUCCAUAAUGAAGUACAUCAGCCAGCCACCCCUCCUCCUGGACGUGCACAUCCAUAAGCCUCUGCUCCCAGCACGCACCUGGAUGGACUCCCUGCUCGCCUUCUUUCCCGGUCUGCAGGUGUUGAAGGGAGACAUCCGGCCUGCCAUCGAGACGCACGAGAUGCUUUAUCAGGUUACAAAGAAGCACAAUUUUCUGCCAGAGGCCUUCACCACAGACUUCAGGGUACAUUGGGCCCAGCAUCCCUUGCGGCCAGAGUUUGCAGAGAGCACCUACUUCCUCUUUAAGGCCACGGGAGACCCGUACUAUCUGGAGGUGGGCCGCACGGUUCUGGAGAACCUGAACCGCUUCGCCCGCGUCCCCUGUGGCUUCGCCGCCAUGAAGGACGUCCGCACCGGCAGCCACGAGGACCGUAUGGACUCCUUCUUCCUGGCUGAGAUGUUCAAAUACCUCUUCCUGUUGUUUGCUGAGUCGGACGACCUGCCCUUUGACGUGGAGGACUACAUCUUCACCACAGAAGCUCACCUGCUGCCGCUGUCGCUGUCCACCGCGCCGCGCUCACAGUCGCCCUCUGCUGCCAAUUCCACGGGCGUUGAGGAGUUGGAUGACUCAAAUUUUGACUGGACCUGUCCCAAUACCCGUCUCCUCUUCCCCGAUCCUGCCUUUCCACGGAAUCUCAGGGACCCAAUCAAGAUCGCCGUGGACAGGAGUUGUCCACGCCCAAGCCCACUCCGGGAGCCUGGCAUGGGCCGUCUGCCCCUGAGGGCUCAGGACUUCAUGGCCAACAACCCGGAGCACCUGGAGCUGCUGCGCCGCAUGGGCGUCAGCCUCAUCCACCUGAAGGACGGGCGCGUGCAGCUGGUGCAGCACGCCUCUCAGGCAGUGAGUGCGAUAGCGGCAGAGGACGGCAUGCGCUUCAUGCAGGAGAUGAUGGAGCUCUCAAGCCAGCAGCAGAAGGAGCAGCUCCCCCCUCGCGCUGUGCAGAUCGUCUCACACCCCUUCUUUGGCAGAGUGGUACUGACCGCCGGCCCGGCACAGUUUGGCAUAGACCUUUCCAAGAGCAGCACGGGGGUGCGAGGCUUCGUGUCGGUGGCCGAGCCGUACAGCGGCUGCGCGGAGGUGACCAACGCCGAGCUGGUUCAGGGCCGCAUCGCCCUGCUGCAGCGGGGCCAGUGCAUGUUCGCCGAGAAGGCCCGGCACAUCCAGAAGGCCGGGGCCAUCGGGGGCAUCGUGAUCGAUGACAACGACGGCAGCAGCAGCGACACGGCUCCCCUCUUCCAGAUGGCGGGAGACGGCCGCAGCACGGACGACGUAACGCUGCCCCUCCUCUUCCUGUUCCACAAGGAGGGCAACAUCCUGCUGGAGGCCCUGAAGGAGUACCGCGAGGUGGAGGUGCUGCUCAGCGAUAAGGCCCGCGACCGAGGUGGUGCUGUGGAGGAGGAAGACUGCUCCACUGAGGAGAAGGACCGUGACGUACCCGGAUUGGCCUCUUCCUCUCUCCCCCUCGCCUCCUCCUCCUCCUCGUCUUCUUCCUCUUCUUCUUCCACCUCCUCUUCUUCCUCCUCUCCGCCUCCAGACCAAUCCCAGCCCAGCGUGCAGGAGCCUGACCAACCUCAAACAAAAGAGGAGGACGAGGAGAAAGACGAAGAGGCGGCGGCGGUGGUGGUGGUGGUCCCCCCAGCCAAGGUGGCCAGCGAGCCAGACGCAAAAACCGAGCCUACGGAAGAGCAGUCAUCUGACAAGGACCCCGAGAAGUUACUGGACGCCCUGUUAGCCGACUGGCAGGAGGACCUGGAGGCCUUCCGGCAGAUGGAGAAGGACGAGCUCUGACCGCUCUCCUCUCUCUCCUCUCUCUGGCUCUCUUCCUCCCCUUCAGACGUAGGCAGCUCUAUACACGGCUGCCGUUCAGAAGACUGGACAGGAGUCUUCAACACACUCCAAACCGGCAGGGAAGGGGUGUGUUUCCUUGGUGGAGUGAGACUUCCUGACUCUAGUGGUAACCCACAGCGACUGCUUCCCCUUACCCAGGCCCCCCCCUGCCCCCACCUGUCUCCAGGACCUCAGGUGUGCCCCUGGGUUUGUUCACCUGCUCGAACCUCCUCCAUCAGUGAACAGCAUAGAACAGUGAGCGCACCUGACACCCCCCCCCCCCCCCAGAGCUUUUCUCGCCUUUCUUGUCUUAACGUCUUCCUUUUGGCGUAAAACUGGAUCUCUUUGGUGACAGUCAGUCACAGUGCUGAUCAGCAAACUGAUUUAAAUGUUUUGAUUAAACCGUGAUCACCCCCCUCCCUUUUUUUCCCCCUCCCCUUUCGUCUUUUUGUAAUGCCAUUUGUACUAAUUUAAUUUGUGUAGGCUCAUUUGCUGGGGCCAUUAGUGAGCUACGAUACUGUGAGUGGGGAGGUGGCCAUGAAGUCAGAAAAUGAAAUCAACGACUAAAAUUAGGAAACCUAAUUAUCCCAUCCUCCUUAUAUGAAACGAUGAAGUGUAUAACCAUAUGUAUGGUACCAUAUAUAUGGUAUAUAAUUAUGUAUUAUAAUGUACUUUGCAGUUUUUUUUUUUUUUCUCCGAAUGCUUCUUAUUGCAGCUCUUGCGCACAUGUGAGAGCGUCUCAUCGUUGAAGAAGGCACAUGAGUCUCGGCACAGAAGGAUAUCCAGGUGGCGUGUCCACUGUCCAGUGUAGUGGUGCUUCAUGUGGGGCACGUUCAGGAUGAGACAGAUGGAAGCAUCCACAUAGAAGAGCACAGCUGUGGACAGCCUUUUUACACCAGUGCCAUCCUGAACAUGCCCCAGGCUCUCUCUCUCUCUCUCUCUCACUCUCACACACACACACACACACACUCACACACACUUCUCUCUCUGACUUCCAUAUCCAGAAAAGAACGGUGAGAUGACGAGAGAUAUGUCGCCCUCAAGCUGGAUCAAACUAGUCGAGCCGUCGGGUCUCAGGUUCUCUCAGGUUUCACUGAGACAUAACUAUGAGCGUUGUACUCGUGACUGAAGUCGCAGAAGAGACAUUUUCCACAUGGUCUGGUGUGGAAGGUCCAAUGGGAGCUGAAGAAGUUAACCUCACAUGACUGACUGUCAAGCUGAGGCCGGUGUUUCAUGUAAAGACUUUUGAAAACUGGCAGUUGAAUUGGACAUUCAGCUGAGGGGAAGGGAUUACAGAUAACAAUAAUAAAGUUUAAUAAAAACCAA